Messenger RNA from Phalaenopsis equestris, 981 nucleotides. RefSeq lists its product as uncharacterized. NCBI's taxonomy places the organism in Eukaryota, Viridiplantae, Streptophyta, Magnoliopsida, Asparagales, Orchidaceae. The record is from RefSeq and is a predicted model, not a curated record. Bases 1 to 981 code for a protein of 326 amino acids. The transcript has 2 exons.
AUGGAGUUGCCAACUACUGUUGGUUGUGAUGUUAAUGCUUUUGAGUUGUCAGGGACAAGGGCCCAAGAUGACACUGAACUAGAGUUGGUUGAAUUACCCCAAGAUAUGGCAAAAGAGGAUGUGGUACCAAAUCCCCAAAAUGAUCUUGAACCAUUGACUGAGCAACUUCACCUCCUGCCACAGUCUACUCAAAUUGAACAAACCCAAUGCACUGAACAUUCUACACUCCCUGCUAAUCAAGAGAUAACAGCUAUUGAGUUAUCAGAGGAAGACCCUUUGAUUUUGCAAUUAGUUAAAAAUAUUGAAGAAGGUUGGCAAGUUCAGAAAACAAAAAUGAAGAAAAUGCCUUCGGAGUUAAAGAAUCUACUCCCCUCUUCAUCUUCUUUGGAGGAUGCCCCCCUCUUUCUUCUAAUAUUACAAACUCCAUCCUCUCAACUAGCCAUUAAAGAUACAUUGUUUGAUAAGGAAAGGGAAUUUACCAAAAGCCUGUCUCUAACUGAUAUUCCUGAUGAAAAGAAAAUUUGGGAAGCUCUAAACUCUAUUGACAGCACAAAAGUUGCUGGUCCUGAUGGCUUCACUGCAGAUUUUUAUAAAAAGGUCUGGCUAAUUGUGAAGGGUGAGGUCAUUGCUACUGUCCAAAGCUUUUUCUGGGGGGCUGAUCUCCCUAAAUACUUUUCCACAUCUACUAUUACUUUGGUUCCCAAGGACAAAACUCUUCACAAAUGGGAAAAUUUCAGACCCAUUAGUCUCACUUCUAUUAUAUCUAAGAUAAUCAGCAAAGUACUGGUUCAUAGAUUACAACCUCAGAAAAUCACCCCAACCCAACCAGCCUUCAUCAAGGAUAGAAGUAUUGUUGAUAAUGUGUUGUUGGCACAAGAGUUGCUACUGGAUUUGGACAGAAUCGCUAGAGGAGGCAACUUAAUUUUCAAAUUUGAUAUCAAAAAGGCAUAUGACACUAUCAGUUGGAAGUUCAUUGAAUAA